CCGAAAAAAGAAAAAAGUAUUUUUGCUGUGCAAAAAAUGGGAAAUAGAAACAAAGAAAUAUAAAUUGCUCUCGUAGACUAGACUAGAGUUGGUUGGUACCAAAUUGACGGGCGACGCCUGUCUUCCCUGCAACUCCACCCCCACAUCAACACUCCUCAAAACCUUCCCUAAAACCCCAAAACACAAACCCAAGAUGGCCUCACUGCUCCACUCACCGCCUCUCUCCUCUCGCACUCUCCUUCCUCCAUACUCAUCUCCCUCUCCCUCAUUCCCAACACGCUUCAGGUGUAGUGUGGGGGAGCCUCUGAAAUACGCGAAUGGGAAGCCGAGCAUUCCCCUCCUCCGCAGCGAUGAGAUGGUCCCUAAUUUCCUCACCAGACAUGCGCUCACUACAGCUACCAAGGAUGACACCAGGCUCCGCAUAUUCUCCGGUACCGCUAAUCCGUCCCUCUCUCAGGAAAUUGCAUGCUACAUGGGUCUUGAACUUGGAAAGAUUAAGAUAAAGCGCUUUGCUGAUGGAGAGAUAUAUGUUCAGUUGCAAGAAAGUGUCAGAGGGUGUGAUGUAUAUCUCGUGCAACCGACAUGUCCUCCUGCAAAUGAGAAUCUAAUGGAGCUUCUAAUAAUGAUUGAUGCAUGUCGAAGGGCGUCAGCCAAGAACAUUACUGCUGUGAUUCCAUAUUUUGGAUAUGCCAGGGCUGACAGAAAGACUCAAGGGCGUGAAUCUAUUGCUGCCAAACUUGUUGCAAAUUUGAUCACCGAAGCUGGUGCAAAUCGUGUUCUUGCGUGUGAUCUUCAUUCCGGUCAAUCGAUGGGAUACUUUGAUAUUCCUGUGGAUCAUGUAUAUGGUCAGCCUGUGAUACUUGAUUACCUCGCCAGCAAGACUAUCUGUUCUGAUGAUUUGGUAGUGGUCUCACCAGAUGUUGGGGGUGUUGCUCGAGCCCGUGCUUUUGCAAAAAAGUUAUCUGAUGCUCCUUUGGCAAUUGUUGAUAAAAGGCGUCAUGGGCACAAUGUGGCAGAGGUGAUGAAUUUGAUAGGUGACGUGAAGGGAAAAGUAGCCGUCAUGGUUGAUGACAUGAUUGAUACAGCCGGGACUAUUUCUAAAGGUGCAGAAUUACUACAUCAAGAGGGGGCCAGGGAAGUCUAUGCGUGCAGUACACAUGCUGUUUUUAGUCCUCCUGCUAUAGAGAGGCUGUCAAGCGGUUUGUUCCAAGAGGUGAUCAUAACAAAUACUAUUCCAGUAUCUGAGCAGAACUAUUUUCCCCAGCUAACUGUCCUGUCAGUUGCAAAUCUUCUGGGAGAGACCAUAUGGCGUGUACAUGAUGACUGUUCUGGUGGCUUUGAACCCUAUUCCACCUUGGGCAUUGAUUGAUCAAUUCAUGUUCGCCAUCUCCCCUCCAGCUUCCGUUACUGUUGCAGAGCUACCUUCCCAGCGCAUGUUUGUUAAUAGCAAAACUAAUUUUUUCAUUGAGGAACAGCAUAGCUUCAUUGUUUGUUUGAUGUUGGGUGUUUUUUUCCCUCAAAACUAUGCACAAUCUAAAUUUGAUGUGGUCAAAAGUAGUGGUGUACUAUAGUGUAUCAUAAACAGCACAGUUGGUAUUCUGAUUUUCCAAUUUCCCUAGU
Fragaria vesca subsp. vesca is the source of this 1620-nucleotide messenger RNA. Its product is annotated as ribose-phosphate pyrophosphokinase 5, chloroplastic-like. The transcript has 9 exons. Gene Ontology annotation, biological process: ribonucleoside monophosphate biosynthetic process; 5-phosphoribose 1-diphosphate biosynthetic process; purine nucleotide biosynthetic process. The record is from RefSeq and is a predicted model, not a curated record. Gene Ontology annotation, cellular component: cytoplasm; ribose phosphate diphosphokinase complex. The coding region runs from base 194 to 1369 and encodes 391 amino acids. Gene Ontology annotation, molecular function: ribose phosphate diphosphokinase activity; magnesium ion binding. NCBI's taxonomy places the organism in Eukaryota, Viridiplantae, Streptophyta, Magnoliopsida, Rosales, Rosaceae.